CGCGGAGCAGAGGCCGCCGCGGGUGCGCGGGAGGCGGGAGGCGGGAGGCGGGAGGCGCCGGCCCGCGCCGCAGCCGCGCGCGCUGCAGGUGAACUUGGCCGCGGCGGUGGCCGAUCCCGCGGUCGCCGUCCCCUCCGCUCCGGGGGCCGCAGCUCGCCCAUGGCCGAGGGCCGGCGGCGGGAGGACGAGGAGGAAGAGCUGCGCGAGCGCCGCGAGCUCGGGGGCCCGCGCCGCGCCCGGGGCCGGGCCAUCUCGGGUCACCCGGCCGCAGAUCGCAACGAACGCAACAAACCAGAGCCUCGUUCUUCCAGCCAAGGACCCUUGUCAUCCAUCAGAGCAGUAAUCAAGAGAUCUUCUCGGACUUCUAUUCAGAGUGAACUUCACCGAGAUAGGAGGCGUCCAGAGAUCACCAUCGUGGCAGCGGAGCCCCUGAGGCCAGCCUCGUGGUUCCCAGGCGCCCCUGCCCCAGGACUGGGCUUUCCCCCGACUCCUGCCUCGGGCCCUUGGAGGCCCAAUGAGCUGGUUCCCGCCGAGCUCCCGCCGUCUUAUGAACAAGUCAUAAAAGAAAUCAACCAAGUUCAAGUUAACACCACAAAUAAUACCAACGCCACUGCCACUUCAAGGAGCACAAUUACUUCUGCAACUCAGACUGACUUCCCAGAACAACUAGACAACACUCUGCCUCAAAGUCUGCCAGCGCCUCUCAAGCCUCUGCAGCCUUCCCCAGUGGCCUCACCCCGUGAUGUGUCAUCAAAUGUGGGACCUUUAAUAGUCUUCGACAUUCCUGAAGAACAGAAUUGUCCCGAAAACCCCAGUGCGACAAAAUGUCCAGUGCCAAGACCAAGAUCCAAGAGCAACCUCCGGCCAGUCGCUAGAGAUACCAACACUAAAGACAGAAGUCACCAGAAAGUCAGUCCAGCUGUCCCAGAAGAGCCGGCCACCCCGGGCUGGCCACAGUGUCUGUUGGACAGUGCCAGCGACACAGCUUGUCCUGUGAACACUAUGAAUGCAGAACAAAGCCAAAAUAAGAUUGGUCCAAGGAUCAAAGCCUUCGAGGGUCAGACAAGUCCAGAAACCCCAGGUCUGCUGAAGAAACCAGAAGUCACCCCACGCACUGUCCCCCCAAAACCUGCCAUUCCCUGUGUGAAGCCCUCUGUGGCUCCCAAACCAGCUGCCCACAGAGUUUCUGGAGACUGGGACAGCUGGGCUGAAAACAGACUCAAGGUGACCUCCAGGGAAGGGCUCGCCCCACACUCUGCACCCCAAGAAACAGGAAGCACCCCAGGAGCUAAACCUGAAUUGCCAAAGAAGCCAAUUCCUGGCCUUACCCGAGGUGUCAAUCAUGAGAUUUCAGGCGGGGGUCCUGGGUUUGAGAACCCCGAGGUUGGGAAGAAAGUCCCAAUUCCCGCCCCAAGGCCCCUGCUGCCCAAAAAAUCAGUGUCCUCGGAACCCCCUGCCCACCCCUCGGCUCCUCCAAAACCAGGCCCUGUCCCUCCCCGACUCUCAGUGGCAUCCCAAGCCAAAGCGUUCAGGUCACUGGGAGAAGGACCCCCAGCCAGGCCCCCGGGGGACUUCGACCUCAUCAGCUUCGAUGACGAGGUUCUGCCCACCGCCGUGGGGACCCCGGCUGAAGAAUCCACUGGUUCAGAGAUGGUUUUAGAUCCCUUUCAGCUCCCCACAAAAACAGAAUCCACAAAAGAAAAAGCAGUUCAGCCAGCAGCCACCAGGAAGCCCACUGUCAUCCGAAUCCCAGCCAAACCAGGAAAAUGUUUACAUGAAGAACCACAAACCCCACCUCCUCUCCCUGCUGAAAAACCUAUUGGAAACACUUACGGAAUAGUGUCUGGAAAGCCAAGUAAUACUGACAGAGCAAGAAGCCUGGCGUCUGACCCCACUGGUGAAUCAGGAGGUUUUGUGCGAGGACCCCCCAGGUUGCCACCAAGACCUGUAAAUGGAAAAGCCAUCCCAACUCGACGGCCUCCUCCCAAAGGGGCCCCUGAGAGACCACCUCCACCCAAACUUCCUGCCACCAAAUCAUCAAAUAAAAAGCUGCCUUUUAAUCGGUCCUCCUCUGACAUGGAUCUUCAGAGAAAACAAAGUCACUUGAUGUCUGGACUCUCCAAAGCCAAGAGUCAAGUCUUUAAACAUCAAGAUCCGGUGCUGCCCCCUCGCCCCAAGCCGGGACACCCUCUCUACAGGAAGUACAUGCUGUCUGUGCCUCAUGGAAUCACCAAUGAAGACAUUGUCUCACAAAACCCCAGAGAACUCUCCUGUAAGGAUUCCGGCCGCCCUCAGGAGCCUGUUGACAGAAGUGCUUCUCAUGCCGUCGUUCUUCAUGAUUUCCCAGCAGAGCAAGCUGAUGAUUUGAACCUCACAUCUGGAGAAAUUGUUUAUCUUCUCGAGAAAAUAGAUUCAGAGUGGUACAGGGGAAAAUGCAGAAACCAGACUGGCAUGUUUCCUGCCAACUUUGUCAAAAUCAUUGUUGAUAUUCCAGAAGGAGGAAAUGGAAGACAAGAACCCGAUUCAUCUCACUGUGUUAAAGGCCCAAGAUGCGUGGCUAGGUUUGACUAUAUUGGAGACCAGGAGGAUGAGUUAAGUUUCUCAGAGGGAGAUGUAAUUCUUCUUAAGGAGUACGUGAAUGAGGCCUGGGCUAGAGGAGAACUUGGAGGCAGAGCUGGGAUCUUCCCCCUUAACUUCGUGCAGCUCGUUCAGGAGCCUCCUGCCCCUGGUGUCAGCGUUUUAAGCACAAAGUUACCACCAAAGACCAAAACAGAAGAUUCUGGCUCAAAUCCUCAGGAUGGCAGUCUUUCUGGGGAAUGGUGCAAAGCCCUUCACAGUUUUACAGCGGAGACCAGCGAUGACUUGUCCUUCAAGCGGGGAGAACGGAUCCUGAUCCUGGAGCGUCUGGACUCCAACUGGUGCCGGGGUCGAUUGCAUGACAGGGAGGGGAUCUUCCCAGCUGUUUUUGUGCAGCCCUGCCCAGCUGAGGCAAAAAGUGUGCCUUCCACAGCACUGAAGGGGAGGACAGCCAAAGCCUUGUAUGACUUCCACGGGGAGAAUGAAGAUGAACUCUCCUUCAAGGCUGGAGAUAUAAUAACAGAGCUGCAAUCUGUCGAUGAGGACUGGAUGAAUGGAGAAGUAAUGGGAAAAUCUGGAAUAUUUCCCAAAAACUACGUUCAGUUUCUCCAAGUUGGCUAAAGGUGAAGCUUGACUAUUCAUUGGCACGAGAACUCACUUGAACUCUCACUUUGACUAUCAGAUAUGUUUUGCACUAUUUUUUAACAGAAAGAGAACUUCUAAGGUGUACAUGAAAUUUCUGAAAGCAGAAAACAUCUAGAUUUUGUAGGUAGCUUCCAUUCACAGUAGAAAUGUGCACAUGGACACCCAUGAGCCAGGAAUCUAGAAAGUAAACCAUGUAGUGUGCUUAGUGAGGCGGAUCCACACCUCCCCGGGGACAGCCUCUGGUGACCUGGCAACAUGGGGAGGUUACAUACAAAAGUUGCACUUGGACAUCUGUUUUAAUCAGCACAAGUGAAUUAACCAUGCUUCUUCAUUUUUUACUUUAGUUUAAAAAGAGGACGUUUGACAUUCCACAUGCUGUAACUAUCAGGACAUGGUUAGUAAUCAAAAUUCCAUUUUUGAUAUUCAAAUUAACUCUAACGUUGAGCACAUUAGCCUCAGUACCAGGGUAAAUCCUUGCUUCAGAAGGGACGUUUAUUAACUA
Castor canadensis (American beaver) is the source of this 3724-nucleotide messenger RNA. RefSeq names its product SH3 domain containing 19 (gene Sh3d19). The record is from RefSeq and is a predicted model, not a curated record. Lineage: Eukaryota; Metazoa; Chordata; Mammalia; Rodentia; Castoridae. Gene Ontology annotation, molecular function: protein binding.